CUUCAGACUCAUUUUCACUCUUCUUGCCCAAUUAUCUUUUAGCAAAAUGGGUUGUUGUCUCAGCAAGAAACCUUCUUCCAUCCCUCUCUCCAGUGGCCUUAAACCUCCAGAUCCAGUCAAACCCGAUGUUAAUAAACCGGAGAUUGAGCUGCCAGUUGUUAAACGGGAGAUUGAGCUUGGGGAGAAUCCAGAAGUCAAACCAAUUAGAUCCGAGAAGGUAGAAAAAGAAGACGAAGAGAUAGAACAUAGGAGAAGCCACGAGAGAUCGAAGAAGAUAGAGACAGAAUCAGAGGAAGCGGUGGAGAAAUCAGUGGUGGUGAGGACGUCGAGCUGCACGAAAGAAGAGGUUGAUGCGAUACUGAUACAAUGCGGGAAGCUAAGUCGGAGCAACUCCGCAGCCAAAACAAGAAGAUACUCUGGUUCAAAGAGAAGCUUCGAUUUUGACCAGAACGAAAGAACCCGCGGCGGCGGAGAUGUAGAAGAGGAAGAGGCGGGGAGGAAAACGCCUCAGAGGAAUCGUCAACGUGGUGUAGAGAGUUCGCCUCGUGAAAGAAGAAGACGAACUCCGAGCAGAGAAAGAGAAAGAGAAAGAGAGGAUUCUAAGAGUUAUCGCUCAGGGAGCAGGGAAAGAGGAGGAAGCAGACGUGUGAGCAGAUCUCCCGGAAAACGUUCCGAGAUGACAAACCCUAACACUAGUGGCAGUUUAGUAAGUUCGAGCAAUAUUAAGUUUGUUACAGUUCCGGCCAGGGACAAGAGCAACGGAGACCCGUCGAGUAAACGAGUUACUACCGUUAAGAGAAGCAUAGGAGAAGCUUGUAGAACCGCUGCGACCAGUAAUGUUCAACCUCCUUCUUCACGGAGGGUGGCAGAGCAAUCACCGCACAGGAGAAAACCACUGGGGGAAAUCGAUCAAAACGCCACAAAAGGAGACAAGAAGAAGCUGAUAAAGAGAGGAGAAAACGAAGCUGCGAAACCACAAGGGAUAAGCAGAAGCAGAUCGUUGAGGAAAUCACGAGACUUUGAUUUGUUGCAAUCAAGCGAAGAAGACAAGAGCAGUUACACGGCGCUGUUGUUGAAAGACAUUAAGAAUUUCCAUGGGAAGAGUAAUGAUAAUGAUAAUGAUGAGGAGGAUCCGUUUAGUCUUCUUCCUUCUUGUGUUACAAAAGCUUGCUCCAUUGUUGAAGCAGUGGCGGAUCUUAACUCCACCUCUGAUUCGAACCAGUUUAGAUUCACAUCUACGGUGAAGAAAGCGGAGGAUUUGAUGGAACCGAGCUUUGAAAAGUAUGUGACUGUCAAGAGAGGAGGUUGUUCCUUGGAGGAGCAAGAAUCAUCAUGUGCUAGUAACAAUCUUACGUAACCCCCCAGGGUUCGAUUUCUCAGUCAACAACUCUCUGUGUUGUUGCAGUUUCAAUUUUAGUGAAGUCUUUGUUUAUUGUAUUCUCCAAUCUUAUCUAUUCACUUGUUCACUUCAAUCGAAUUCUUCUCUUCAACAUUAUGUUACUUUUGUUGAGAUGCUAACAUAGACUACAUGCUCAGGCUGCUUUUGUAAGUUUCAAUACUCAGUUUUUGAAUGUGAGAGCAAAGGCGGCUGCAGGACACUGCAGAGCUCAUUAUCCUUCGACACAGUCAACUUGAGUGGUG
Molecule: messenger RNA, 1641 nt
Organism: Eruca vesicaria subsp. sativa (arugula)
Lineage: Eukaryota; Viridiplantae; Streptophyta; Magnoliopsida; Brassicales; Brassicaceae
Source: the annotation of a GenBank genome assembly